CGGUGUACGAGAGGAACCCUGUCCGCCUAACACUCCCCCUUCCCCACCUCGCCGCAUCCGUCGUCAAAUACGGCACUCUCGCACCCGAAUACUCCCUCUGCUCUCGAAUUCACACUGAUCCGUCCGUGGCCCAUUCUCUCUUUCCCCCACUCGCCUGCGCAUCUGUCUCCUCGGCGAGCGAGCUAGGCGUAGCAGGCGCGAGCUUUGUUGGGUAGAGGAGGAGGAGGGAGAAGGGAGGAGAUGAAGGCGGUGGAGCGCGCGAAGCUGGUGCGGAGCCUGCGGCAGGAGUCGCGGCGGCUGCGCCUGCUCGUCCUCGUCAUCGGCUUCUUCCUCGUCACCCUCACCUUCGUCGUCGCCUCCAAGCCCGACGCGCUCCUCUUCAACCUGAACGGCAGGUUGUCGGUGGACCAGACGCCGCGCUCGCUCCUGAUCCGCCAGCGGGUCGACGCUGACGACGCUGCAUCCAGGAGAUCCGCCGACACUCUCGCCGCUGCAGCCGAGGAUCCCAAGGUGGUCGAUGACGACGACGCCGGCGAGGAAGCCAAAGCCAACGCCAACGCGAAAGGGACCAGUGUAGAGGAGAAGCGGGUGCUCACUAGUGAGCCCGAGCAAGGCAGAAGGGAGGAGGCCACCGCAUCUGAGCUAUUAGUGAGAUUGAUGCUUGCUUUAUCUGUGAACCUUUGGUGGUGGCAUCUGUGCUGUAUAGUAGGUGGGGGAGGCGAAGAGGGGAGGAAAGGCGUGGAGGAGGGGCACCAAGAGCACCAGCACAAGGUGACCCUCCCAACUGUUUCCAAUUAUACCAUCCACGAUGCUGAGGACAGCGACAAUGGUAAGCAAGAAGAUGAGAAAACGGACACAGAAAUUAAGCUUGCGAAUGACAUUGACCGGAGCAACGGCGGGGACACAUCUCAGCAACCAGCCUUAAAUAAUUUGGUGUGGGGCAAACUGUUGUGUGAUUUUUCAAACUUCAGAGCAAAUGUCUGUGAGAUGCGAGGCAACAUUAGGAUACACCCGAAUGCCAGUUCAGUCAUGUACAUGGAACCUGCCGGUUCAAAGAGAGAUGAGCAAUGGAAAGUUAAGCCUUACCCUCGCAAAGGUGAUGAAUUAUGCCUCAGCCAUAUUACAGAGCUGACGGUGAAAUCUAGCAAAGUGGCUCCUGAGUGUACCAAGUACCAUGAUGUUCCUGCUGUGGUCUUUGCACUGACCGGAUACACAGGAAAUUUAUUCCAUGACUUCACUGAUGUGCUUGUGCCUCUUUUCACAACUGCAAGUGAGUUCAAUGGUGAGGUUCAAUUCCUAAUAACGGACAUGGCUAUUUGGUGGACAAGGAAGUACGCUGUGGUGUUUGAGAAGCUAACUAAGUACCCCUUGAUUGAUUUCAACAAGGAUGACCAAGUACAUUGCUUCAAGCAUGCCAUUGUUGGCCUUCAUGCUUACAUGGAGUUCACAAUUGACCCGUUAAAGGCUCCACACAAUUACUCAAUGGUGGACUUCAACAGGUUCAUGCGCAGGGCCUACUCAUUGCCUAGGGAUGCAGUGAUUGCACUUGGUGAGAUCCCCAAGACCAAGCCGAGACUGCUCAUUAUCUCCAGGCAGAGAACAAGGAUGUUCCUUAAUCUCAAUGAGAUCGUGGCGAUGGCUGAGGAAAUAGGUUACGAAGUAGUGAUUGAAGAGGCCAAUGUGAACUCUAACGUUGCCCAUUUUGCCAAGGUGGUAAAUUCCGUCAAUGUGAUGAUGGGUGUCCAUGGUGCUGGGCUCACAAAUUGUGUGUUCCUUCCACACAAUGCCAUAUUAAUUCAGAUUGUACCAUGGGGUGCCCUAGAUGGGAUAUGCCGAGUUGAUUUCGGCAACCCAGCAGAGCAAAUGGGCCUGCGGUACAGGCAUUACAGCAUCGGUGUGCACGAGAGCAGCCUCACGGAGCAAUACCCCCUGGAUCACAAGAUCUUCAAAAACCCGCUUUUGUUCCACAAGAAUGGAUUCGAGUUUGUCAGGCAGACCUUCAUGGAUAAGCAGAAUGUAAGGCUUGAUUGCAACAGGUUCAGGCCUGUACUCCUGGAGGCCCUUGAUCAGUUGCACCAAUAAAGACCACCGAUUUCUUUACAAAUUUUGGAUUCAUCAUUCUUCUCUUUGUAAAAUUCUGGAUCAUCCUCUGAUUACAUGAGCAAGAGAAAAAUUAAUUAUGUGUCUAAAUGUAGGAAGUGUUGUCUACACAUGGAUCGAAAUUCAGAUAUCCAUGAAUUGUUAGGUCCGUUUCUUGAUUGGAUAUAGAAAAGAUAUUUCGUUUUCUUU
Messenger RNA from Phragmites australis (common reed), 2289 nucleotides. RefSeq names its product alpha-1,3-arabinosyltransferase XAT2-like. The coding region runs from base 241 to 2082 and encodes 613 amino acids. Lineage: Eukaryota; Viridiplantae; Streptophyta; Magnoliopsida; Poales; Poaceae. The transcript has 6 exons. Gene Ontology annotation, molecular function: glycosyltransferase activity. The record is from RefSeq and is a predicted model, not a curated record.